Molecule: messenger RNA, 5203 nt
Organism: Ictidomys tridecemlineatus (thirteen-lined ground squirrel)
Lineage: Eukaryota; Metazoa; Chordata; Mammalia; Rodentia; Sciuridae
Source: RefSeq, a predicted model, not a curated record
AGGGGGCGGGGGAGAUGAGGCAGGUCCCUGGGGAACUGGAACGGCAGCGGACGGGUCCCAGAGGCCGGCUGUGGUUCCCGAGAGGGAGGCGGAGUGGCGGCCUUAGGAGGAGAUUCCAGGGGUGGGAGAGGGACGCUCAGGGACGAGCUUCUCUCGGGGCCUCCGCCUCCGUCACGUGGGUGCGGGACCCGGCGGCUGCCGGUCGGUCUGCUGGUUGGUCAGACGGUUGGUCGGUGGGACGGUGGCCUGCAACUGAGUUUUCCGCUCUCCUGUUCGGAGUGGGAGGGGCACAGGAGCGGCCCGCACACCUGAUCCGCCCGGAGAGAAGCGGCGGUCCCACAUCCAGUAACAGGAAGAAGAGACUAAGCAGGCAAAAAGAGUCAUGGCAUUUGAUGCUAGUCAUGCCCUGGAAGCUGCCUUGGAGCAGAUGGAUGGGAUCAUUGCAGUCCCAGGCAAAUCACCAUGGUGCUGCUAGUAAUGAAACCUACCAGGAACGCUUGGCACGUCUAGAAGGAGAUAAGGAGUCCCUCAUAUUACAGGUGAGCGUUCUCACAGACCAAGUGGAAGCCCAAGGAGAGAAGAUUCGGGACUUAGAAGUGUGUCUGGAAGGACACCAGGUGAAACUCAAUGCUGCUGAAGAAAUGCUUCAACAGGAGCUGUUAAGUCGCACAUCUCUUGAGACCCAGAAGCUUGAUCUAAUGACUGAAGUGUCUGAGCUGAAGCUCAAGCUGGUUGGCAUGGAGAAGGAGCAAAGAGAGCAAGAGGAAAAGCAGAGAAAAGCAGAGUCAGUUCUGAAUGUGAUCAGUGAGCUGCAGGAGCAGAUGUGUAGGCUGCAGAUGGACAUCCACAGGCAGAUCCAAGAGCGCCUCUUACUCAGUAGGGACCACUCUGAGGAGGUGGCGGCCAGCAGCUGUAUGGCUGAGCCCCAGCCCUGCAGCCAGAACUGUGCCCCUUGGGAGGGUUCACCUGAAUUACUACAAGAGCUCAAGCACCUCAAAAUCAAAGUGGAAGAGCUGGAAAAUGAACGGAAUCAAUAUGAAUGGAAGCUGAAGGCCACUAAGGCCGAGGUGGCCCAGCUACAAGAGCAAGUGGCUCUGAAAGAUGCAGAAAUUGAGCGUCUGCAUAGCCAGCUCUCCCGGACCACAGCUCUUCACAGUGACCAUGCAGAGAGAGAUCAAGAAAUUCAACGUCUGAAGAUGGGGAUGGAAACACUGCUUGUUGCCAAUGAAGAUAAGGACCGUCGGAUAGAGGAGCUCACAGGGCUCUUGAACCAGUACCGAAGGGUGAAGGAGAUUGUGAUGGCAACUCAAGGGCCUUCAGAGAGAACUCUCUCCAUCAAUGAAGAAGAACUGGAGGGAAGUUUUAGAAAAUGGAACACUGUAAAUAAAGGCACUGAAGAAUUUAAACAAGAGAUGCCUCCAAGAUGCAGCUCUCCCACAGUGGGGCCACCUCCUUUGCCACAGAAAUCACUGGAAAGCAGGGUUCAGAAAAAACUCUCCUGUAGUCUAGAAGAUUUAAGAAGUGAAUCUGUGGAUAAGUGUGUCAAUGGGAAGCAGCUUUCUUUGGCAGUAGAACCCAAGGACAGCUCUUUCCUGGUGGAACAGAAAUAUCCUACAUUACCCGGGAAGCUUUCGGGAGCCACACCCAAUGGAGAAGCUGCCAAAUCUACUUCUGCCACCUCCCAGCCUGACCCUGUAGGAAGCAACCUGCUAAGACUGAAUCGUGGCCGGAGUGUCAGUGCCCCUGUAUUAGGUACUGUACCCGUACCAGGAGACACAGAAAGCAGUUGGGAUAAUGCUGCCAUGGCCAACGAACUCUCUUCCAACUCACCGGGUGCUGAGUCAAGCCCCCAGUCCCCCCUGACACCAGAUGGUAAACGGAGCCCCAAAGGAAUCAAGAAAUUCUGGGGAAAAAUCCGAAGAACUCAGUCAGGAAAUUUCAACACUGAUGCACCAGGGAUGGCAGAGUUUCGACGAGGUGGGCUUCGGGCAACUGCAGGACCAAGACUCUCUAGGACCAGAGAUUCUAAGGGACAGAAAAGUGAUGCCAAUGCCCCCUUUGCCCAGUGGAGCACAGAGCGUGUAUGUUCAUGGCUUGAGGACUUCGGCCUGGCUCAGUAUGUGAUCUUUGCCAGGCAAUGGGUGACAUCUGGCCACACUUUACUGACAGCUACCCCUCAGGACAUGGAAAAGGAACUAGGAAUUAAGCACCCUCUUCAUAGAAAGAAACUUGUUUUAGCAGUGAAAGCCAUCAACACCAAGCAGGAAGAGAAGUCUGCGCUGCUGGAUCACAUUUGGGUGACACGGUGGCUUGAUGAUAUUGGCUUACCGCAAUAUAAAGACCAGUUUCAUGAGUCCAGAGUUGAUGGACGAAUGCUGCAAUACCUAACUGUGAAUGAUUUACUCUUCUUAAAAGUCACCAGCCAGCUACAUCAUCUCAGCAUCAAAUGUGCCAUUCAUGUGCUGCAUGUCAACAAGUUCAACCCCCACUGCCUGCAUCGGCGCCCAGCUGAUGAGAGUAACCUUUCUCCUUCAGAAGUUGUGCAAUGGUCCAACCACAGGGUGAUGGAAUGGUUGCGAUCUGUGGACCUGGCAGAGUAUGCACCCAACCUUCGAGGAAGUGGCGUCCAUGGAGGUCUUAUUAUCCUGGAACCACGCUUCACUGGGGAUACCCUGGCCAUGCUUCUCAAUAUCCCACCACAGAAGACGCUCCUCAGGCGCCACCUGACCACCAAAUUCAGUGCCCUGAUUGGUCCUGAGGCUGAACAGGAAAAGCGAGAUAAAAUGGCCUCACCAGCUUAUACACCACUGACUACCACGGCCAAAGUCCGGCCAAGGAAACUGGGAUUUUCACAUUUUGGAAACAUAAGAAAAAAGAAGUUUGAUGAAUCCACAGAUUACAUUUGCCCAAUGGAAUCUAAUGAUGCUAUCAGUGAUAGUCACCGGGUCUACAGUGGCUGCCGAGGCCUCAGCCCCCUUGAUGCUCCUGAACUGGAUGAGUUGGACCAGGUGGGACAGAUGGCGCCUUCCGAAGGUACUGUGACGCAGAUAGGGCUCCUCUCCCAAGACAUUCAUCGCCUUACGACUCUUUUGAGCCAGGACCAGCUGCUGAAUGACUCUUGCCUGGCUGCCCCCAACUCUGAUGACUGGAGAUGACAUUCUUCAUGGCCGAGAGCCCAGAGAGGCACAUGUGGGGCCCUAAGUCUUUGCCUCAAUGGGGAACUGGCACACAGCCAUUUGUACUAUGCAGAUGGAGCUGGUGGGACAUCUCAGAUGUGGGUGCUGACAAGCAAAGCAGAAUGAUGGGACAGGUGUCCAGGAGGUGGCCCCCAUGUUCCUAAGUGUUUUCAACUGUGCUGUGUUCUUUACUGAAGCCUUUCUAUCUUUUGUACUUUUAUACAUGGACUACAGACCACUUUGUGGGGAGUGCAAUGAGAUAUCAGUGCAUGGACUCAAUGGCUCAUGCUGUUCCUGGUGACAGCUGGGAGGCUCUUACACCAAAGGGGAAGAACUGUUAGUCAUAAAUCCUCUGCUGGAAAAAAGAAAAAAAGUUAGGAAAAAAAGUGUUCUGAAUGUUCUAUAGUGAUUGAGUGGGGUGAAAGGACUAUGGGAGUUCUCUCUGGGCUGCUUCACAGGAGCAUCUUCUCCAUUCACAGAAAUCUGGCUGAGGAGGGUAUUCAGGGCAAGAGCUGUGGGACUUCUCUCCUGCUGCCCUGGCUGCCCUCCAUGCUCGCCCAUCUUCAGUGGGGAUCUUCUGGGCCUCCCAGUGUCUGCACAGAGGAGUCCCCAACACACACACACACACACACACACACACACACACUCCCUCAUCUUAUCCUGACACAGAGUGUACCAAUCUCUGAGGCCUUUCCCUCAUUGUCCUUAAGCGGAAUGUCUGCUUAAAUAGCUCCCCCCAGUGGAAAGCUUCUGCACACCCUAAACUCAUUUCUACUGGAACUCAUCAUCUUCCCAAACAAGCUGUGCCCUUUCUAAUGUGUCCCAUUUCAGAGAGCUGCCACUAAGCCCCAGUCAGUGUCCCCUCCCAACCAGCCCCUUCCUCCCUCCCACCCCCAUGCUCUAGUUUCAACCUCAUCUCUCAUCUAAUUGUUGCAGCUGGUCUUCUUAAUUCCUCAUCAUUCCAGUUGGUCCCCUCCAGACAUUUCUCUACCCCAUCCCCAUGAUGACCUCCCAAAACAGUUUUAAUCCUGUCAUUGUUCAGAACUCCUCAGUUAAAUUACCACAGAUGAGCAUCCCAGGCCCUUCUCCAUUAUCAGCCAUUCUGAACCUACUGUUGAGUCUUCCUUCCCUCCAGGCCUUUGCUUAAUCCUUUCCCUCCCUGUGGUAUCCAUUUUUCUCCCAGUCCCCUUCAUGAAGCCAAAUGUUGCCUGUCAAGGACGAGCACAGAUACUACCUCUAUGUCCCUCAGGAAGCUUUUACUCUUAUAUGGGUAAGCCCAGUCCUGACCUCAAAUUGCUUCUUGAUCAGGUUCCUGCUGACCAGCAUCCUUGAUCUCUACACUAGAUGCCAGCAGCACCUUUGUUCUAGUUGUGAAACCAAAAUGUCUCCAUAUUUUGUCAAAUGUUCCCACAUUAGAGGAGGGACAAAACCCCCCAUUUGAGAACCAUUGGGCUAGAGAAUGAAUCAGGGAAGGGAGGUGCAGGAAAUAAAAAAAUCUAAUGAGGUCAGCAGGAGCCCAAUCAAGAAAGAUCUUGCAAACUAGGCCCCUGGAAUAUGUCAUAGAGACAGAGGAGUGGCCAGGGUGGGUAAUAGAGUACAAGCAGAGCAGGAUUUAAAGUAGGUAGGUAACAAGCAUGGUCAGAUCUGCAAUUAGAGCAAAGCCUGAGGUCAGGAUCUUAUGGUAAAGUACCCAGCUAAAGUGUCAUUCCCUGAGCAGGAGAUUCCCAGAAGACAUGCUGAAUGGGUAGGUAGAUGAAGCCUGGCCAGCCCUUCCCUUCAGACCUCCCACAGGCCUUCUGUGAGACCAUUCCACUGUAUGGCCACUUGUGGGCAAGACAGCUGUACUGCAGAGAGUUCCCUGGAGCUGCAUUCAUCUUCUGUGCUCCUUCUGCCCUUCCUAUUGUCCUGCAUACACAUAUACAGUGGGAACAAAUCCAGUGGUACCAAGGUCAAUACUGCUUCCAUUAUGUCAGUUUUUGUGAAAAGAGGAAUAACUUGGAAUAAAACAGACCCAUUUUUUAAAGUUA